This is a messenger RNA of Brassica napus (rape), 2521 nucleotides long. RefSeq names its product bidirectional sugar transporter SWEET15. Gene Ontology annotation, molecular function: sugar transmembrane transporter activity. The coding region runs from base 1424 to 2320 and encodes 298 amino acids. The transcript is spliced from 9 exons. Gene Ontology annotation, biological process: carbohydrate transport. The record is from RefSeq and is a predicted model, not a curated record. Gene Ontology annotation, cellular component: membrane. Lineage: Eukaryota; Viridiplantae; Streptophyta; Magnoliopsida; Brassicales; Brassicaceae.
AAAAUUAAAAAUAAAAUAAACACAAGACGCCUCUCUUAAUUAAGAGAGCCAAGGGACGGCUUUUACGGUGAAGAAGAAGAGAGUCGUACUCGGUGAGCUUCUCAACUUGUGCAAGAAGAAAUCAAAAUGUCCCAAAGGAAUCAAAGUCCGACAUCGACACUAGAUCUGACGAUCCCCAGAUGUGUGCUCCCUAUGUCACCGGAAUCUUCGUCUAUCUCCGUCAAUUAGAGGUUAGCUUCCUCAAUUUACAAUCUCGAUUUCGAAAUUCGAUAUGGUCUUAUGUAAAAAAAUUGAUUUUGGUUUGAAAAUUUUGAAUCAAGUGAAGGAAAAGUCAAGGUCUUUGAUUGAUUAUAUAGACAGGGUGCAGAAAGAUGUAACGCCUAAUAUGAGAGGAGUUUUGGUUGAUUGGUUAGUUGAAGUUACUGAAGAGUACAAACUUCUCUCCGACACUCUUUACCUAACUGUCUCCUACAUCGACAGAUUCUUAUCUCUUCAGACUAUUAAUAGGCAAAAGCUUCAGCUUUUGGGAGUUUCUUUUAUGCUUAUUGCCUCGUAAGCUACAUCUUUUUAAGUUGUGAUGGUUGUUGUAACAUGGUCCAUGUUCUAUCUUUGUUCCCAAUCCAUUGGUUUGGAGCCUGUCACACUGGAAAUUGUUGAAAAAUAUAAUCUUUCCUUCAGAAAUCAAUGCACUUUCUUUGGACCUGGUGCUCUGUGUUCUAUGCUGGUGGUGGAGAUUACAAAGUUUCUAUCGUUGCCUUCAAUUCCUCAAGUGACUAUGCAACACAAGCUCUUGGUUCAGUAUCAAGGUACCUAAAACUGGGGAAGGAAGAACCAAGGUUAGAGACUAAAUUGUUUAAUGAGAACAACUAUUCCAAGAUGCCAAUGCUUCAGUUACAUAAAGAGAUGGUAGAUUUCUGUGAGUUUCUGUUACCAACUCGAAGGGAGAAAGCACAGCGUGAUAACAAUUAACAAGAAUGAGGAACUUUGAUUUUAAGAAGAAGGCGUGAAGAAAAGAAAAUGAAAUUGUGGAAUGUAACGUAAGCCACGCUCGUGGGAGAUGCGAGUGGGCAAAACAAGAAGUAGAGUUUAGUGAAUGAAAAAAUGCAACGCUACCUGCUAGUUUCUCCACUUGUCAUGCAACCAGGCUGAGUUCGUUUCCCCCCUUUCGAUUGUUAUUUUUGUUUUGUUUUUUAUUACACCAACACGUUACAUACUUCACAUAACUCAUUUUGACUAUAAUGGUUAUUUUGGAGCUAUAUAUAAACCACCUGAGGCUCAUCAGUUUCCUCCAUGAAAUAACAAGAAGCAUCUUAGAGAAAGAGAAUAGAGCGAGAGAGAUUGAAAGCUUUAGGUUUUCAAAAAAAACUGAGACCCUCUAGAAAGUCUCUGUACGGGAAAAGCUUCUUCUCGAUAUCUUCAGAAAAUGGGCGUCAUGAUCAAUCACCAUUUGCUCGCUAUCGUCUUUGGCAUCUUAGGAAACGCAAUAUCCUUCCUCGUAUUCCUCGCUCCAGUGCCAACGUUUUAUAGAAUUUACAAGAAAAAAUCUACGGAAAGUUUUCAGUCUCUACCGUACCAAGUGUCGCUAUUUAGCUGCAUGCUAUGGCUCUGUUACGCAUUGAUUAAGCAAGACGCUUUUCUCUUAAUUACCAUCAACUCCUUUGGCUGCGUUGUGGAGACUAUCUACAUCGCCAUGUUCUUCACUUACGCUACCAAAGACAAAAGGGUCGCGGCCAUGAAAUUGUUCUUAACGAUAAACGUUGCUUUCUUUUCGUUGAUUCUAAUGGUUACACAUUUCGCGGUUAAAAGACCUAGCCUCCAAGUCUCUGUCCUUGGCUGGAUUUGCGUUGCCAUUUCCGUUUCUGUUUUCGCUGCCCCUCUAAUGAUCGUGGCGCGUGUCAUAAAGACAAAGAGUGUGGAAUUCAUGCCCUUCACGCUUUCUUUCUUCCUCACCAUAAGCGCCGUUAUGUGGUUUGCUUAUGGCUUAUUCCUUCAUGACAUAUGCAUAGCUAUUCCAAACGUGGUGGGAUUCAUACUAGGUAUGAUACAAAUGGUUUUGUACGGAAUUUACAGAAACUCGGGGGAGAAAUUAGAUACCGAGAAAAAGAUGAAUCCAUCAGAACAACAACUUAAGAGUGUUGUCGUGAUGAGUCCAUUGAGUGUGUCAGAAGUGCACCCAAUUGACGUCUGUGUGACUGAACCAGUGGACCCAUUCUCUGACGCCGUUCAACAUAAAGAUCCAUCCAAAGUUACUAAAGAGAAGGAGCCGGCAACUGAUGACGGAAAGUGCCACGUGGAAACUGCUCGUCAUGAAUCUGUCUGAUGUGUCAAAUGUAUUUUCAACAAGAAGCAAAAUAUUUCUCUCUCACCCUUUCUCUUUCUCGUGGGCCUUGGCUCUCGGCCGGCCGAAGGAAGAAACUGUAUCGAUCGGUGGUUUGGUUCCAUUUUUGUUUCCUAUCUUAUUUAGUAUCAUCAAUGUACUUGCAUUAAGUUCUAUGCUAUAAAGUUUAUCUUCUAAAGUGAA